Molecule: messenger RNA, 7316 nt
Organism: Notothenia coriiceps (black rockcod)
Lineage: Eukaryota; Metazoa; Chordata; Actinopteri; Perciformes; Nototheniidae
Gene: arhgap21b
Product: Rho GTPase activating protein 21b
Exons: 24
Coding region: 341-5773 (1810 amino acids)
Biological process (GO): signal transduction
Molecular function (GO): protein binding
Source: RefSeq, a predicted model, not a curated record
AAUCUCCUGCUCCAAAACGGCACCAUGCGCCUCCCCUGUGUGGGUUUGGAAUAAUCACCGGGAAGCAGUUUGUACUCAAACUAUAUUAAAUUAUGACAACGCCUGACCAUCUUGCAACUCCCACGCUAAGAUUUGACUUUUUCUUGUCGCCUUUAUGGAUACUGGCUGCCGCUGUUACCGGCCUGUAAUGACGCUUUGCAACUACACAGAUGGACUAAUACAUCAAGCAACACAAGAAUGAAGCUGUAAAUUGGAGAAACUGGAAUGAUAUACUUGCAUCCUGCUGGAGCUAUUUUUUGAUAUGGGCGUUCAUGGAUAAAAGGAUUUUAUUUGAAGUUGAAUGAUGGCAUCACAUUGGGUUCAUUCUGAAGAUGAUGGGAGACAACCAGCAAGAUCUUCUUUCUGUGAGAAUGAAUCUCCAGAUUGGAGGAACUCGGCUGAUUCCCCUGCAGCGCAAUACUCGACAGACGAGGAGGCGUUCUCGUGGCCGAGACCUAAGACCGUGUGUCUGCGGCGCACCUCCCAUGGAUUCGGCUUCACCCUGCGUCACUUCAUCGUGUACCCACCGGAGUCCACGGUGCAUUUUCCGGAGGAAGAUCAUGGCCGCAGAGGGAGACAACGGAAUAGGUUAGAACCAAUGGACACCAUUUUCGUGAAGCAAGUCAAAGAAGGUGGCCCUGCUCAUGGAGCUGGGCUUUGCACAGGUGAUCGAUUAGUGAAGGUGAAUGGAGCAAGCAUCAUUGGGAAGGCUUAUUGUGAGGUUAUAUCCUUGAUCCAAGACAGUGGUGACUUUCUUGAACUUUGUGUGAUGCCAAAAGAUGAGGAUAUACUUCAACUGGCCUACUCCCAGGAUGCCUACAUCCGUGGACGCAGCAGCUACAGUGGAAAUGCCUGUCACAUUCCUGACCCACCCCUAGUAUGCUACCCCAGAGUAGACUGUAAGCCUACGGGCAUGGCCCAGGCAACAGACUCAGCAGGGCAGGUCUGCCGAGGGCCAAUAGCACCCACGGACCAUGGGUACCGCAAGGAGAUCACCGUGCCCCCAUCUCCUCCUCCUCAAUCGUACCCAAAAAGCCAGAUGGCAGUGUGCAUGCGCAAUGACAGCGUGAGAACUGUGGUGGUUCCUCCUGAAGCAGCCCAAAUGGGGCGCAUGGGUCCAGCAAGUAGGAUAGAUUAUAUGGACCCUGUCUUUGUCAGGGGUAGGCCUGGGUCACUGGCCCAGUAUUCUCACCCUCGAAAGGCUGAUGUCUAUCCCAGUGGUCCAGUAAUGGUUCAAUAUGGAGGUCAUGCACCUCACUACCCAGGCAACAAUCAAAACAUUGAUUGGCGCACAUACCAAACGUACAGGGAGUACAUUGACAACAAAGGAAUCCAUUCCCAUGCUAGUCGGACUAUCCAGGAGAGGCUCGACAAUUUGCGAGCAUCCGGUCAGGCCACCUUUGGCCCUACUCAUCACAUUCCCCGGGGGGACUGGGUCCCUAAAGAGAUACGGCGGAGGAGUACCUCCCAUGAACGCUCAUACCAAGGACCUCCACCCCAUUUUCAUGUGGCCCCACGCAGUGCUUCCCAGGACCGCAUGAGCAGUGCAGAGAGAAUGGGCAAUACCAGGAACUGGCCACCUCGAAGCGUUUCCCAAGAUGGCCUUAUGCACAAAGCCCGGGCACGCUCAACAGACUAUGUUGACCCGGCAGAGCUGGUUCGGCCCAAUGAGAGGAGAGCAGGAUACGGAAGGGGGGACCAAGGUACGAGGCCAAGCAGACAGUCUAUCCCCAGACAAGCCAUGCUCUACAGGCCUUCUGCUGGAUACAGCGGUGUCAUGCGGGGGCCACAUAACCCUUCUGUCUACUCUAAAGGACCAGAUUCUCUUCAGACGAGAUCUUCACCCAUGCUCUCAGAAAGAAACUCACAUUUUGGAAAAAGCACCAGUGUUGAACAUUCUCUUGUUGACCAAAGAGUUGCAGUCAAAGGAAAUCAUUGCGCCCACCCAACCCAACGAGGCCUGAGUAGGAUCGGGGCUGAUAUGAUGCAGGCAGUUGAGGCUGGCAGAGACGCAGCAUUAGUCGGACAAAGGUCUUCUUCAUGUUCCACACCAAAACAGAUGCGUCAGAGACCUAGCAUCCUCAAGCCACCCCACCCAGACUCCCAGAGCCAGGUCAACGGGCGGAGCCCCACAGACACUGGCGUCGUCCUAAGGGAGAAACCUCCGGCUGGAAAGAACCCCAGCCCUCUGCGGCACCCCUCCUACAUCCUGGCUGUAAACGACGACGGACCAGACUCCACAGCAGAUGUGGCGGCAUGCUGGCUUCCAAACGAUGCACGUCGAGAGUUGCGGAUGCGCCGCCUCGAGGAACAGUGCCACACCUCCUGCUCCAGCAACCUGGAUGAGUCUCUGGACUCCAUUCCAUUCAUCGAUGAGCCAAUCAGCCCCAGUGUGGACCGGGAGGCCGCUCCCAUUCCACCCUCCGCUGUGAUAUCUGUUGCACAAUCCAUAACUACAGGCCCCUCUUCUCCAGACUCACCAUGCCCUCCUAUUCGCCGACAGCUGUCACAUGACCAAGAGUCCCUGAGAAGUGCUUUACUGGAGUCUGAUACAGCCAGUAAAACAGAGCGGUCCAAAUCCUACGAUGAGGGUCUGGACACCUACCAGGACGAGGGCAGAAGGAGAUCUUCCAGUAAGAAUAUGCCAAGUUUUAGGGGCCUGAGGAAGGCUCUGGACGGUAAUAAAUCUUCUGAUUCUGGAUCUCGAAGGGAUUCGUCCGCUGAUAUCUUUGUUGAUUCCACAAGAGAAGGGUUCCUCAAUUUCAGGCAACUUAGUACAGAUAAAAAUAAGCGUGUUGGUGGAGGAAUGAGAUCAUGGAAGCCGAUGUAUGGUGUUUUGAAAGGUUACAUCCUAACCCUCUACAAGGACAGGAAGGAUGCACAGUCUCAUGCUUCGACGCCAUCGGACGAGGAACCACUGCGAAUCAGCAUCAAGGCCUGUCUGAUUGACAUCUCCUACAGCGACACACGACGCAAGAAUGUGCUGCGACUCACCACCUCGGACUGCGAGUAUUUGUUCCAGGCAGAGGGAAGAGACGACAUGCUGCACUGGAUCAGAGUCAUUCAGGAAAACAGUAACCCCGAUGAAGAGAAUGCUGCUGUAACAAGUCAGGACCUGAUCAGUCGAAAGAUCAAAGAAUACAACAUGAUGAGUACGCCCAGCAGCAGAUCUGAACCUUCUCCAAAAUCCUCCCGCCAGUCCCUGAGUAUCAAACAAGCCUUCCUGGGGGGUAAAGAAGGCAAGAGCCACAGCCCUCAUUCGCCUAGAACAGGAGACGAUCGAAGGGCGCUGAAAGAAGACUCCAGUCCAACACGGGACAGGGCUGCUUGGAAAAUUGGCAUUGCAGGAAUCAUGAGGAAACCCUUUGAAAAGAAGACUCCAGCUGGGGUCACGUUUGGGGUGCGGCUUGAUGACUGUCCAGCUGCACUUUCGAACAGGUUUGUUCCUCUGAUCGUGGAGGUGUGCUGUAACGUGGUGGAGGAGAGAGGUCUGGAGUACACAGGGAUCUACAGAGUGCCUGGGAACAACGCUGCCAUCUCCAGCAUGCAGGAGGAGCUCAACAGCAAAGGCAUGAACGACAUUGACGUCCAGGAAGACAAAUGGCGGGACCUCAAUGUCAUCAGUAGUUUACUUAAGUCCUUUUUCCGGAAACUUCCAGAACCUAUGUUUACAAAUGAAAAGUAUGGAGAUUUUAUUGAAGCCAACAGAACAGAAGAGACAGUGGAGAGAUUAAAGGAGCUCAAGAGGCUGAUACAAGAAUUACCUGAUCAUCACUAUGAAACUCUGAAAUACCUUUGUGCUCACCUCAGGAAGGUUUCUGACAACUGUGAAAUGAACAAGAUGGAGCCUCGUAACUUGGCGAUAGUGUUUGGUCCUACGCUGGUCAGGACGUCUGAGGACAACAUGACCAACAUGGUCAAUCACAUGCCGGACCAGUGCAAGAUAGUUGAGAACCUCAUCCAGCAGUACGAGUGGUUCUUCACUGACGACGGGGACGAGGACCCUGUGACCACAGCUGAGCAGGAGAGCACGGUGCAGUCUCAGCCCGUGCCCAACAUCGACCACCUGCUCUGUAACAUCGGCCGCACGUCAGCGUCACCGGGCGAAGUCUCGGAUUCAGCAUGUAGUGACUCCUCUAAAUCAAAGCAGGGCUUGUGGGGGUCAGGGAAGGAUCAGUGUAGCAAAGAGAUGCUGCGCUCCUCCUUCUUCGCCAGCCGCAAACGAAAGAAGCCCAAGGACAAAGCUCAAUUCAGCAGUUCAGACGACGACCUGGACGCUGUGUUCCCCAAGAAGGAGCUCCCGGGGGAGAGCCAGCAGCAGCCUCUCUGGUCCCCUGGCAGCCGGACGGGGGAGGAGGAGGAGGGGGAGGGGGAGACGGAUGAAGCCAGUGAGAAGGAAAAGCUCAGGAGCAGCUCGGAGGAACAGCUUGACAAAAGCAACGUGAAAGAAUCUCCUUCUAGCCGCCGGAUAUCGCAGCCCUCUCCCUCGCUGCCUCCAAAACACGUCUCCUCCACCCUCCACAUCAGCUCCCCCUACGCCUCACCCCCCCAUUCCCCGAACCUCAGCUAUCGCAUGCCGAUGGCUCACCAGUCCUCUCUGUCGGACGCGCCUUCCAACUACGACGACACGGUGUCCGACCUCGGUACGAUGAACAGCACCAGCUCCCAGGCCUCGGUGCCCAGAAUGAGGCGAGCGAGGGCGGCCGCUCCGGGUCCGGAGGCGUGCCCCAGCGGGCUCGGAGCGGAGGUCUGCUCCAUCACCUCGGAUUACUCCACCACCUCCUCCAUGACCUUCCUGACGGGAGCUGAGCUCAGCACCCUCAGCCCAGAGGUGCAGUCCGUGGCGGAAAGCCGGGGCGGAGACGACGACGCCGACGACGAGAGGAGCGAGCUCAUCAGCGAGGGGCGGCCGAUGGAGACGGACAGCGAGAGCGACCUGUCGGUGUUCACAGUCGGAAGAUCGGAACGCCGAGAGCAGCAGGAAGCUCCUCGACCGCUCCCCUCCCACAGACUCAUCGAGUGCGACACGCUCUCCAGAAAGAAAGCCGCUCAACAGAAAACCGUCAGCGAGUCGUCACUGGACGGAGCCUGGAGCGAUAAAGAUUCCAACAGGCUGUCGUGUGUGAUGGGGUCGGGCAACGGUCGCUCCACAGGCAGCCUCAGCUCCUCGUCUCGGAGCGAGUUAGACAAGGCAGAGCCGGCGUGGAAGCUGAAGAUCACCGACAGGCUGAAGGUGCGUCUGAGGUUGUCUGUGGAUGACAUGUUCGGCGUGGGCAGCGUGAGGAGCCGCUCCCCCGAGGGCCGCAGCAAGAAGAAGAACAUCCGGCGCAGACACACCAUGGGCGGUCAGAGGGACUUUGAAGAGCUGUCAGUUUUGGGAGGCUGGUCGCACGUUGGCAUCGGCUCUCGCUCGGAGCUGUCGGCUGUGGACCAGCUGAAGCCGAAGUGCAGCUCUCAGGACUUCUCCAUUCGAGACUGGAUUGUGCGUGAGCGCCACCGCACCAGCAACCCCGAGGUCAGCCUGGACCUCUCCGACCAGCAGGGGGGGCUGUGCCGAGCAAACUCCCAGAACCUCGGAGCCUCGUCCUCCUCUGAACUCCCACCUCGUCCCGCUGAGGUGUUGAACGGGGGGGACGCCCCCCUGAGUAAAAAUCUGAGCCUCUCGGCCACCGCUCACCCGCAUAAACUCACAAAUUCCCAGGUGGUCCAUUCACGUUUCUACCAGUACCUGUGAUGAGUGUUGGACGCGUGUGACUGUGUUUGUUCUCCGUCUGUGAGAUGUGUACGUACUUGGGAGUCUGACAGUAUAAUGUCUGUUGUGUGACCAACGUUAGUGAAUGAGCAUGUUGUACAAAAUUGUCCAGAGUGUGUGUAUGUGUGUGUCUUUAACUGUUGUGUGUGCUUGUGAAAAGAGAAUUACUGCACACAGGGAUCGUUGACCUUGCUCAUGUAUAAGGCAUGAAACAAAAUGGUGUUUAUACAUUUUUUAAUUUCUCUUUUAUUAUUUUUUUUGUUUGACAAAUGACUUUGGGAUGGCGCAGCAGGGGGACAUCUUCUCCUAAAACAAAUCCCUGUUAUGCUGAAGAUCGAGAGGACCUGUCGCUCGUGAAGCAAUGAGCCUGUGAAGUUUGUGCAAGGAAGUGUGAACAGUGACACGAGUUAAGAUUGUUUAAAGGUUUAGCUAAGUGGCUUUAAGGAUAAACUGACUUUUAGAAUGAAUAGGAAGUAGUAAAAAGAGUUUUUAGUAUUGCAGAGGAACUAUUUUUGUGUAAAGAAAGUUAUGAUGUUCAGAGUCAGAGAGUCUCUCAGUAACCAAAUGAAGAAUGUACAGACAUGCUUGCUGUAAUACUGACUAAAAGCUUUAGAUGCUUGUGUUUCACUCUAAAGCGUACAUAUUCCUAUUUUUCUGUGUACUUGAAUAGUGUUUUUUUGGUACAGCCCGUGUGGGACUGCCUACAAGCUCUCCGCUGUCAAAGGGGGCCUCUCCAAAGGUACAGAGGUGACGAGGAGACACUGGACUUAUGCAAACGGAAAAUAGAGUUCUUAUUAAUUAUCCCAGUUAUGUGGUUUAAAGAGCAGUGAACAACAUCCCUCUGAUGCAACUGUAAUGCUGUGUUUUUAGUGUUCGUGCUUCACACAUCUGUCAGUGGCUGGCGGUAGAUUGCAAAGUGGAAAAAAAAAGUUAAAAGAAAAUGGGUAUUCAAAUCUGAAAAUCAUGUUUUUUUCACAAUAGGAAGUGCCUCACAAUGAAUUGUUAAGGGUGCCAUACUGUCUUUGUUGAGAUACACGAAGAUGUUACUGUGAAUGACAUUUUUACUGUCGACUCUGUCAUUCUAAGGGUUAUGUAACAAAAUGCCGAUCUUCCAUUACUUAGGCAUUCCACUCCGGUCUUAACAUGUUUUAUACUUCUUUUUUUCUCUCCUGUUUUUCAUAUUUUGAUUUUAACAGAACUUGAAUUUUAAAUAUUCCUUGUAAAAUAAGUAACUUAAAUGUACAUAUACAUGCCAUGUUUUAGCUGCUUUACUUUUCAUUUCUAUCAGAUUGCAGGAUUUAAGUUCAGUAUUGUGAGACGACGAUGAUGAUGAUGAUGAUGAUGAUGAUGAUGAUGCUCAUGAGGCCUGUUCGGGUGUUGUGGGCAGUUUGGUACUUCUCUGAGGAAAGAGGCAUGAGGAAACUCUUCAUCGUGCUGGACUGUGUGUACCACCGCUGUGUCCUCUGAUUGUUAGAGGGGUUCGGACAGACUCCUGAAACACUGGAAAUAAAUUUUGUCAAUGGCA